Schistosoma turkestanicum is the source of this 1298-nucleotide messenger RNA. The record is from the annotation of a GenBank genome assembly. NCBI's taxonomy places the organism in Eukaryota, Metazoa, Platyhelminthes, Trematoda, Strigeidida, Schistosomatidae.
GCACAUUUAAGCUCAGCGGUACUCUCAUCUUAGUAAAAUGAAGUUUGAGUGGUCAAUCUCACCAUCGACUGUUCGAGAUUAUUUGAAUGACAGAAUUAGUGAAGCAGGACCGUUUCAAGAUGAUUGGAAUGAAGUUUCUGAUUUUUACAACAAAAAAUUAUGGCAUCAACUAACGCUAAAACUUGAAUCCUUGCUUAAAAAUCCUGAAUUCCGAUCAAAAACAAAUUUAAUUCUGCUCAGUACUAAUUUUCUUGGUGAUUUUAUAUACAAAAUCAACCCACUGUCUUUAGCUGAAUUAUGCGUUCCGAUUAGUGAACAGUAUGUUAUUACAGAUCCACAUCAAGGUAUCAAGUUCCUUGAAGAAGUUCGCGAUGAGUUUUCUGGCAAAUCUAUGGAUGCUAAAAUACUAUUCAAUACAACUAUUGGCAUGAUUUAUUUAACAGCAUUGAAUGAUUUACCGAAUGCUCGUCAAAUAAUUGAAAAUACACAAAGUCAAUUAGAUGAAAUUGAAGGUGUUAAUACAGUUCAUUCAAGAUUUUAUCAACUUAGUUCAAGAUAUUAUCAAAUUACUGGACAACAUGCUAAAUUCUAUCAGGAAGCACUUCGUUUUCUUGGUUGUGUAGAUUUAGACCAGUUGAGUGUUGAAGAACAACGUGGAUGGGCAUUUUCUGUUGGCUUGGCGGCUAUUCUUGGUGAUGGAGUUUAUAGUUUUGGUGAAUUGCUAACUCAUGAUGUACUGAAAAGUUUACAAGGUUCAUCACAAGCAUGGCUUAUUGAUUUAUUGCAAGCAUUCAAUAGAGGUGAUUUAAAUCAAUUGGAUCGACUGCGUAGUUGUUGGUCUGUUCAAGCGGAUCUAGUUGCAGCUGAAUCAAAAUUAAAAGAUAAAGUCACUUUAUUAUGUUUAGUUGAAAUGAUAUUUCGUCGACCAACUAAUCAACGUACUUUAACAUUUGCUGAAAUUUCAUCUACUACUAGAGUUCCAAUUGAUAAAGUUGAACAUUUCUUAAUGAAGGCACUUUCAUUAAAAUUAAUAAAAGGACGUAUUGAUGAAGUGAAUCAAUGCGUUUCUCUUACAUGGUUACAACCUCGUGUUUUAGACAAAGAACAAAUUGGAAGUAUGUGUGCUCGAUUAAAAGAAUGGUCAUUUGCAGUUGAAGGUAUGAAAAGUCUUGUCGAAGUGGAUACAAAAUCUAUUUUAACUUAAGAAAAUAAUUCGUGUUGUUGAUGUUUUCGUUGUCAUUCAAUUUCAUGUACACCAUCUGUUUGUAAUUUUUUUAAUAAAAAUAUUCAGUGAACAA